AUGCGCGCCUGGACACUCACCUCCGCCGGCCUCACCCUCUCCCCUUCCCACCCCCUUCCCGGCUCAGCCCCACCCACUGCCUCCUCCGCAACCACCCAGUCCCAACCAACCAUCACGGGCAACAACCUCCUCCUCAAAAUCACCCAUGCGGCACUCAACCCCGUUGACUUGCACAUCCUCCGCUUGUUCCCGCACUGGCUUCCCUUCCGUCGAAACCCCACGCCUGGAUUCGACUUUUGCGGGCGAGUUAUCGGCGCCGGACCUGAUGUGGACGCCAACGAGUUCACAGUGAGCGACGUAGUCUGUGGAGCUCUGGGAGCAGGAGAUGUCUUUUGGGGUAAAGGUUCGCUGGCCGAAUACCUCCUCGUCUCUUCCUCACUGGUAGCCAAAAAGCCAAAGACAUGGGGGGGACUCAACGGGAGGAAUGAGGUGAGCGGGGAAGAAGCAGUGGGGUUGUUUGGCAUCGCGGGACAAACUGCCGUUCUCAUGGUCCAGACUACUGGUGUCGCAUCAGAUGCCGACUGGAAGGGGAAGCGAUGCCUGGUUAAUGGCGCUAGUGGCGGCGUGGGGAGUAUUCUCACGCAGAUUCUCAAAGGAAAGGGGGCAGAAGUAUGGGGGACUACAGGUUCUGCGGAGGGUGAGGAGCUGGUGACGCAGUGCGGAGGGAAGGUGGUUAAUUACAAGGAUCAUCACCCCGUCACUGCGCACUUGGCCGAGCUGUUUGGGGAGGAUAAGUUGGAUUUCAUCUUUGACUGCGCAGGAAGCCAGGAUAUGUUUUCUCAAUCGCCGGCGUAUUUGAAGAAGGAGGGGAAGUUUAUCAGUAUUGCUGGAGGACCAUCGCAGGGUGUUGUUCCCUAUGUCAAGAAUAAAUUGAGGCCCGUGUGGUUGGGUAGGACGCCGAGGGAGUUUGAGUUGUUGUUGUUGAUCCCCGGAAAGAAGACUGUCAGGGAGGUGGGGAGGUUGGUGGAGGAGGGGGUUCUUGAAAGGGGCUUGGUGGAUGGUGCGGUUUGGGAGAUGGAGGAGUUGGUGAAGGCUUAUGAAAGGUUGGGCAGUGGAAGGGCGAAGGGAAAGGUUGUUAUCAGGGUGGGGAAGUAG
Messenger RNA from Neurospora hispaniola, 1095 nucleotides. RefSeq lists its product as uncharacterized. Bases 1 to 1095 code for a protein of 364 amino acids. Gene Ontology annotation, molecular function: zinc ion binding; oxidoreductase activity. NCBI's taxonomy places the organism in Eukaryota, Fungi, Ascomycota, Sordariomycetes, Sordariales, Sordariaceae. The record is from RefSeq and is a predicted model, not a curated record. The transcript has a single exon.